CUGCAGCCGCGUCACUUGGGGUGUGUAGUUCACGGACCCUCCUCCUCCCUCCUGCCGAGUUCUGUGGAACAAGCUCGGCCAGAUAACCCACAAGCAACUCCUAAAGCGGCUCAACUUCACGUUAACUGAAGAUGUUUUUUGCCAAAAAAUUUAUUGGUGGCAUCAUCGAUGUUGUCAGCAACAUCGACCCAGCCCAGUUUGUGCCCUCUGACCCUCCUCCACCACGCAGGCCGGUAGCAUAUGCAGAGCAGCAUGAGAACGAUGAGGAGAAACAGUUCCGCAGAGUCUUCCAGCAACUUGCAGGAGAUGACAUGGAAGUGAGCCCUCCUGAAUUGAUGAACAUCCUUAACAGAAUCAUUGGAAAACAUGGAGACCUGAAGACGGACGGUUUCAGCAUUGAGUCAUGCAGAAGCAUGGUGGCCGUCAUGGAUAGCGACAGCACUGGGAAACUCGGCUUCCACGAAUUUAAACAUCUCUGGAACAAUAUAAAAAAAUGGCAGGGUGUGUACAAGUCCUACGACGCAGAUCGCUCCGGUCUCAUUGGUGCGGAUGAACUGCCUAACGCCUUCAGAGCUGCAGGCUUCCCUCUCAAUGAUGACCUCUACCGGAUGAUCAUUCGUAGAUACAGUGAUGAAAGUGGAAACAUGGAUUUUGACAACUACAUCGGGUGCCUUGUGAGGCUGGAUGCUAUGUGCCGUGCCUUCAAAACCCUGGAUAAGGACAACAAUGGGACCAUCAAAGUCAAUGUUCAGGAGUGGCUUCAGUUGACCAUGUACUCUUGAGUCCAGGUGAUCACUCUCCUGCUUGCUUAAUGGAGCCACUUUGUUUAUCUACACAGUACAAAAUAUUUUAUCUAUAAUCCCCACAACUUUCUGUUACUCAGCAAGUCCCUCGUGCAUGCAGGUUUAUUUUAGAUUCUUCGCUGUUCCAUCAGAUUUGAAGCGGCGUUAACAAGGGAAAGAACAAACCUGCAUGCAGGAUGGUCCCCAUAGCUGAGGAUCAAAGACAAAUGCUACUGAGCGACAAAAACUUGUCAUGUUGAAUUGGUAUAAUUUGGUCUGCUUGUGUGGUAUUUGCUUUUGAUGCAAGCAUUUGUGAAACCCCAUAUGUGAAAGCAGGAUGCAGCUACAGCUGAUCCCACAAAGACAAUAUGUUGUUAGUAUGUGUGUUGUGUUGGCAUAGGUCAAUUUUUUUUAACAGUUUCCAAUCAAACAUUCUGCAUUAGUUUAACAAAAAUGACUCUUUUGACACCUUAACCCGAGUUUGCGUCGGAACAAUCGCGUCAGUUCAUCUGCUGACAAAGAUCUGACUAUUCACCUCACUCGCAUCUGUUGCCACCAGAUUCACCCUGAUUAGAUUCCUCUCCAAACUGUUUUUUUAUUGACUGCUUGAUAACAUCUCCAUGUCUCUGGCGGUUGGUGUGUUACUGUGGGGUUGUUGGGCUGGGAUGCUGCAUUUCUUCAGCAACCGUAACAUUACUUGGAAUUUUGUGACAAUGUAAAUUCCUAAAAAACGUUCCACCUAGUUUUAGCCUGAGUGUUUUGAUGACUAACCAGCCAUCAGAGAUACAGAUAUUCAAGACCGUUAAUUUACCCAUAUUAUUAAUCAAAUGAACAUGCAAGGUUGGAGGUAGGGUAGACUGUGUAGGACAGUGACCAUUCCCAUUAAGCCUUAAGCUUCAUAGGAGUGUGAUAGAAGAGAUGUGGUCCAAGUCCAAAAGGUGCAACAGGACAAACAGGUCAUCAGUUUACAGCCAUCUAGCACAGAGAAGAGAUCCAUUGAAACUGUCAAGUUAGUGGAUCUCGGAUCAUGUCUGGGUAGAAUCUUCACAUAGUUAUUAGCAAGACAACCCUGGAAAGUGAUACUUACUGUAUAUCUGACAUCUUAUGCUGUUUUGUUUUUAAAAACCAGCCUCACAUCCUGUGAAUGAAGAUGUGUCCUCAAUAAAACCGCUCACCACCACCAGAUUUAUGAAUAAUGGUUCAGCUGAAACACAGAAAAUUGUACUUCAAUGUUCUGUAAUAAUAAUAAUAAUAAUAAUAAAAAAAAAAUACUUUUGUUUUAGAGUUGCACUGCAGUAGUUCUUACUGUCAUGAAGGCAUGCUGUUUACAGCCACUAGAGGGCUGAAUAAUGUGUAGAUCUUCUAGUCCCAGACCUUGUUUAAAGUGACCUAAUAUGAAUGACUGUUUGUCAGUGUACAGUAUAUAUUCAGUACAUCCAGCUCUACCCCCUCUGCAGUAGCGACAUCCUAAGAGAUGGGGCUUAAUGUGGGCAGGCUGUAUUGUGCGAUUGCUCAGUGCUGUUGUGCAACUCCGGCACAGAAUCCCGUUUCUUCUUCUUAUCCCUUUACGUGUCACUGUGUCUUUAUUCAAAAUGCUUGCAGCAGAAAACGCCAGCACAGUGUGUGAAUUGAUUUUAUGUAACAGAUGUUUAUGCCACUAAUGCAUGUCGCUGAUUGUGAAGAUGCCAUUAUUCAGAGUUUUUAACCACGUGCAUAUAGCCACACUCAUUAUUCUGUUAAUGAAAGUGCUUGUUAAAAUAAAUACCUGUGCCAUAUUUGGAAUAAAAAUGGUAUAUCAUA
Molecule: messenger RNA, 2582 nt
Organism: Mugil cephalus (flathead mullet)
Lineage: Eukaryota; Metazoa; Chordata; Actinopteri; Mugiliformes; Mugilidae
Gene: capns1a
Product: calpain, small subunit 1 a
Exons: 11
Coding region: 132-782 (216 amino acids)
Molecular function (GO): calcium ion binding
Source: RefSeq, a predicted model, not a curated record